Messenger RNA from Coffea eugenioides, 6774 nucleotides. RefSeq names its product protein TSS. Gene Ontology annotation, cellular component: cytoplasm. Gene Ontology annotation, biological process: organelle organization. The transcript has 25 exons. Gene Ontology annotation, molecular function: protein binding. NCBI's taxonomy places the organism in Eukaryota, Viridiplantae, Streptophyta, Magnoliopsida, Gentianales, Rubiaceae. The record is from RefSeq and is a predicted model, not a curated record. The coding region runs from base 402 to 6134 and encodes 1910 amino acids.
CUCCCCUCUAUCAUCUCUCUCUCUCUCCAGUCCCCCCAACCCUUGCUCUCUCGAGUCUUGUUCCAUUGAGCUUCAAUAAUAUUUCUGCCCCUCUUUUGCUUCAUUAUCCACUUCUAUAAACCUCUCAUAAACCUCAGAAUUUUAGACUACAGCUAUUACUCACAAUACACAGCAUACAUAUACAUAUAUAUCCAUUCCCAGCUAUCAGCAUAUAUAGUUGUUGUAGUAGUAAUAGAGGGUUGUGCAGCUUCUCAUUGAUGCUCGGAUAUUAAAUGCUGCAUUAAUUGAAGAGCUCUCUUCGCCAAAAUCUCGCACUCUGUCAUCCGAGCUUGAAGAGUUGCUAGAAGAAAUUGAUUUUUCGAGCUCCCUGCCAGUAUUCUGAUUAAGGCUGCAGGCUGAUAAUGGCACCAAAGAAUGUUCGUGGCAAGACGAAAGGAGACAAGAAGAAGAAAGAAGAGAAGGUUCUUCCUGUUGUAAUGGAUAUAAGGGUGAACCUUCCUGAUGAAACUCAUGUGGUUCUCAAGGGAAUUUCAACGGAUAGGAUUAUCGAUGUCCGUCGAUUACUCACCGUGAACACCGUGACUUGCAAUAUUACCAAUUAUUCAUUGUCCCAUGAGGUAAGAGGCCCACAACUAAAAGACGUAGUGGACGUUGCCGCAUUGAAACCUUGCGUUCUCACUCUCGUAGAAGAGGACUACGAUGAAGAGAGCGCCACGGCGCACGUUAGGAGGGUGCUGGAUAUAGUGGCCUGCACGACGUAUUUCGGGCCGUCGGCGAACAGAGACUCCAAGGCUGACAAAAAUGCGCCGGAUACAACCAAGGCCUCCAAGAAGUCGAGCAAGUCCAAUGGCGGAAACAAUAAACAACAACACUCUUCACCUCCGCCAACGCCGUCGUCUCCAGCUGCUGCGGCCGCGGCGAAAGAUGCUGCUUCAAUCGACGGAGAAGGAGAAAUGAGCAGCGCGUGCCCUAAGCUUGGUACCUUUUACGAGUUCUUUUCCCUCUCUCAUCUCACUCCUCCUCUCCAAUUUAUAAGGAAAGCAACGAAACAACAGGAUGAUGAGAGCUUGGGCACUGAUCACAUUUUCUCUCUUGAGGUGAAGCUUUGCAAUGGAAAGCUGGUAGCAGUUGAAGCUAGCAGAAAAGGUUUUUCUAGCAAUGGAAAGCAGCAGAUUCUGUGUCACAAUCUUGUUGAUCUGUUAAGACAACUCAGCAGAAAUUUUGACAAGGCCUAUAACGAUCUAAUGAAAGCUUUUGCAGAGCGUAACAAGUUUGGAAAUCUCCCAUAUGGCUUCAGAGCUAACACAUGGCUUAUUCCCCCUGUAGCGGCAUUACCACCUUCUGUUUUUCCACCUCUUCCCACUGAGGAUGAAAGGUGGGGAGGAAAUGGAGGUGGUCUUGGCAGAGAUGGCAAAAGUGAUUUACUACCUUAUGCUAAUGAAUUUUCAUUUCUUGCUUCUAUGCCAUGCAAGACAGCAGAGGAGAGGCAAAUUCGAGACAGAAAAGCUUUCCUUCUUCAUAGCUUGUUUGUAGAUGUUGCCAUUUUUAGAGCUAUUUCCGCUGUCCAGCUUGUAAUGCGAAUGCCAGAAUUAGCUUAUUCUGCUGUACGCACUCAGACAAUUUAUACAGAGAGAGUAGGAGAUUUAUGUGUAUCUGUCACAAAAGAUGUUUCAGAUGCUAGCUGCAAAGUAGAUACUAAGAUUGAUGGGGCUCAGGCCACUGAUGUAGAUACAGAAAAGUUAAUUGAAAGGAACCUACUGAAGGGGAUCACAGCUGAUGAAAAUACUGCUGCCCAUGACAUUGCCACUCUAGGGUUUGUUAACAUAAGAUUUUGUGGUCAUAUUGUUACCGUAAAAGUGCAAGGGAGAGAGGAUGAGAAUUUGGGUCCUCCAUUACAAAGCCUUGAGCUGCUUGCUCAGCCUGAAGGAGGAGCCAACGCCCUCAACAUUAACAGUUUGAGGUUUCUUCUCCAUGACAAAGCAGCUUUGGAGCAAAAUAAAUGCAUACCACAUUCUCAAACUUUGGAAUCUGAAGAUCUCAGUUCUUCUCAAGCUUUUGUUGAGAGUAUAUUGGAAGAGAGUCUUAUCAAGCUUCAGGAAGAAGAAGAGCUACGGGAAACUUAUGUGAGAUGGGAACUUGGGGCUUGCUGGAUACAACAUUUGCAAGAUCAGAAAAAAACAGAAAAAGAUAAGAAACUGCCUAAUGAGAAGACAAAGAAUGAAAUGAAGGUUGAGGGACUUGGAAUUCCUCUCAAGUCCCUGAAGAACAAAAAGAAGAAUUCUGAUGGAAGUAGCGUGGAAAGUCAAUCUGGAAACUUGAAGCCUCUUGCAGAUGACAUGAGUGUGGAAGCUGAAAAAUCAGUGUCACUAUGUACAGAAUCUCAUGUUGAGACUGAUGCCAAUGAACAUGAGCUAAUACUGAAGACAUUAUUGUCUGAUUCUGCUUUUACUCGGUUAAAAGAGUCUGAGACUGGGCUUCAUCGCAAGUCAAUGCAAGAGCUGAUUGGCUUAUCACAGAAGUAUUACAAUGAAGUUGCUCUUCCUAAACUGGUUGCUGAUUUUGGUUCUUUGGAACUCUCACCAGUGGAUGGUCGAACGUUGACUGAUUUUAUGCAUACAAGAGGCCUUAGGAUGCGUUCUCUUGGACAAGUUGUUAAGCUCUCAGAGAAGUUAUCACAUGUGCAAUCGCUCUGUAUACACGAGAUGAUUGUAAGGGCGUUCAAGCAUAUACUGCAGGCAGUUAUUGCUUCUGUUGUCAAGACUGAGAACAUGUCUGCAGUGAUUGCUGCUGCAUUAAAUAUGAUGCUUGGGGUACAUGAAAAUGAAGAAUCAAGUAAGUGUUGUGGUGUUCAUUUUCUUGUAUGGAGAUGGCUGGAGGUUUUCCUAAAGAAGAGAUAUGAAUGGGACCUUAGCAGCUCAAACUACAAAGAUGUGAGGAAAUUCGCAAUUCUUCGUGGUUUGUGCCACAAGGUUGGCAUCGAGCUGGUUCCAAGAGAUUUUGAUAUGAAUUCUCCAAACCCUUUCCGAAAAGUAGACAUUGUGAGCCUAGUGCCAGUUCACAAGCAAGCAGCAUGCUCUUCUGCAGAUGGACGACAACUUCUGGAAUCAUCAAAAACAGCUCUUGAUAAGGGAAAACUUGAAGAUGCUGUAAGCUAUGGAACCAAGGCUCUAGCAAAGCUUGUAGCAGUAUGUGGUCCGUACCAUCGAAUGACUGCAGGAGCUUAUAGCCUUCUUGCGGUAGUUCUGUAUCACACUGGAGAUUUCAAUCAGGCCACAAUCUACCAACAAAAGGCCUUGGACAUCAAUGAACGAGAGUUAGGACUUGAUCAUCCAGAUACAAUGAAAAGCUAUGGAGAUCUUGCUGUAUUCUAUUACAGACUUCAACAUACAGAGCUAGCUCUCAAAUAUGUCAAGCGAGCUCUAUAUUUGUUGCAUCUUACAUGUGGCCCAUCACAUCCCAAUACUGCUGCAACAUACAUAAAUGUCGCAAUGAUGGAGGAAGGAUUGGGUAAUGUGCAUGUUGCCCUCAGAUACCUCCACAAAGCACUUAAAUGCAACCAAAGGCUACUUGGUCCUGACCACAUUCAGACAGCUGCAAGUUACCAUGCCAUAGCAAUUGCACUCUCCUUGAUGGAGGCAUAUCCCUUGAGCGUUCAGCAUGAACAGACAACCUUGCAAAUUCUACGGGCAAAGCUAGGCCCAGAUGACCUUCGCACACAGGAUGCUGCUGCAUGGCUUGAGUACUUUGAAUCCAAGGCUUUUGAACAACAAGAAGCUGCUCGAAAUGGUACUCGGAAGCCUGAUGCAUCUAUUGCCAGCAAGGGCCACCUCAGUGUGUCAGAUUUGCUUGACUACAUAAAUCCGAGCCAUGAUACCAGUGGGAGAGAUAAUCUGGGGGCAAAGAAGAAAAAUUAUGUUACAAAGACGAAGGGAAAAUCUUACCAAAGCAGCAUUGCUUCACCUACCUCUGAGGUGUCUCCUAAAGAUCCUCUGAAAGGAGCAUCUGAUGAAGAAGAGAAACAAAUUCCUGAACCUGAAAGUUCUCCUACAAUAAACAGUGUAUCCACCUUUCAAGCAGUUGGGUCCAAGCAAAAUGCUGAGGAUGAAAGUACUGAGGGGGCACAACCUGAGCCAAGACAAAUUCAAUUGUGUAAGAAUGCUGCAGAAAAGCCAGUUGCUACUGAUGUCACCUCUCCUGAAGCACAUGCUGAAGGGGAUGAAGGAUGGCAGCCAGUUCAGAGACCCAGAUCAGCUGGUCUGUAUGGGCGACGAUUGCGGCAGAGAAGGCCAACCAUUGGCAAGGUCUUCAGUUAUCAGAAAAAAGAUGAUGUUUCUGAUGUGGAUCAUGCUAGAGUGAAGCAUAACUGCCAAAGCAGUCGAUAUUACCUGUUAAAGAGACGGGCAACAUCCCCAGGAAGUUAUGCUGAUUAUUAUGUAGCAAAGAGUCCUCCUGUGACCAAAUUUGGUAGGAGAAUGGUCAGAUCUGUAGCAUAUAGAAUUAAGUCUCUGUCGUCCAAGGAAGCAGCUACAGACAGUUCAAGAAAUGGAGGCGAGUUUUCAAAUUCUCCUCAAGAAACUGGCCCAGUUUCUGCAUCAGCAGAGGUUGGAUCAAUAUCUAGGAAGAGUUCAAUUGUAAGCCUGGGAAAGUCUCCUUCUUAUAAAGAAGUAGCUGUGGCCCCACCAGGUAGUAUUCCUUUGUUGCAGGUUAGGGUUCCCCAAAGUGAAACACCUAAAAGUGAUGAAGCUCAGGAGAAUGGGGAGGAAUAUAUUGAACCUCAAAAAGAUUCCGAGUCCAUGAAAGUGGAUGGAGAAAAGAUGAAGGUAGAGAACAUUCAAGAUGCCUUGGUAAAUUCAGCUUACAAUCUGGAAGAUGAGCAAGAAGCCACUGAUAGAAAAGAAACUCUUUCCAAUGAUCCAAUUAAUAACAAGGAUUCUGAAGCUGUGUCUGCAAGUGUGACAAGAGACCAAUCCAGCUGUCUUAACAUUGAUCAAAUGGAACAAGAAUGUGCAAAGACUGGUAAUAAGCCAAAUUCUGUUGAUUCUCCUAGAGCUAUUCAGUUUGAGAAGGAUUCACCAGUAGCUUGUGAUUCAGGAAAUAACUUGCUCUCCACUUCACAAGGGGCUGAUGAUCAAAGAGGGGUCAAAACUGCAGUUUCCUUUUCUACUGAUACUCGAGAAUUGUCUAACAAGAAGUUGUCUGCAUCAGCUGCUCCAUUCAAUCCAUCACCUGCUGUUGCACGCAUUGCCGCAUUGCCUAUGAAUAUUGCCCUCCCUUCUGGUCCAGGAACUGUUCCAGCUAUUGGCCCUUGGCCAAUAAAUAUGCCCCUUCACCCAGGGCCUGCAACUGUUUUGCCGGGUCCAAUUUGCUCCUCCCCUCACCACCCAUACCCUUCUCCUCCGCCAACCCCCAGCAUGAUACACCCCUUGCCUUUCAUGUACCCACCAUAUACUCAACCACAAACAUUACCUCCAAGUACUUUUCCUUUAACUAGUGGCCCAUUCCAUGCCAAUCAAUUUGCGUGGCAGCACAAUGUAAACCCAAAUGCUUCAGAGUACGUUCAUGGAACAGUUUGGCCCAGCUGCCACCCUGUAGAAUUUCCUACCCCACAGCCUGUAGUUGAGCCCAUAACUGAUCCCACAUUGGAGCCAAAGAAGGAAUGUGACAAUUCUGAGGGUCUGAAUUUGGAACCAAGUUUUCCAUUGGAUCUUCAUUCUGGUGACGAGGCUAAGAAAGAUACAAGACUUCCAGCAUCAGAGGCAGUUGAAACCUUCAAUGAUAUUUCUGGUGUUCAUCUAGAAAAUGAGAGAGUUACAAGUGCUUCAAAUUCACCGAGCAUCCCCUUUCUUGGGAAUCAAUCCAACAACCCUAAUGAUCAAAAUGAAUACACUGGAAAAUGUGGUAAACAUGUUCCACGGAGACACCAGCAGAAAGAUGAUAAUGAGAAAACAUUCAACAUUUUGAUAAGGGGGAGAAGGAACAGAAAACAGACUCUGAGAAUGCCAAUUAGUUUGCUAAAGAGACCUUAUAGCUCACAAUCAUUCAAGGUCAUGUAUAGCAGAGUUAUCAGAGACACGGAAGCUCCAAAAUCUGCCACUUUUGCUUCGAAUGAAACUACUACACCAAAUGCUACUUAGGGGGAGCUUUUGCACCUGUCGUAGAUAUAUAUAUAUAUAUAUAUAUAUGAUGAUGAUGAUGAUGAUGGUCAAGGGGAAGUUUAUGACAUUUCUUGCCUUGGUUAUACAGAAGAGACAGCUUUAGCAGAAUGACGUUCAUUAGAUUUUUGACUGCAUUUUGAAAUCUUCAGGUUCUUUCAGCAGAUUCAUUUUUGGGUUUAGAAGGUUUCUUUUGAGCCGAUUCUCUUUCCUUUUGGUCAGUUUAUUCUGAAAAUUUAUCCUUUUGGGUGCAUAAGAGAAGACUCAAAGUUACAAGUCCUUUUUUCACGCUUUUCCUCAAUUUUUUUGAUAAAAUAGAAAGGGCCGCCAUUACUUUAUUUUGAUAGGCUGACUUGGAAAUUAAUCCUGUUCAAUUGUAUAGGACGAUUUAUUCUCUUGACUAAGCAUUAACAGUGGAUAGUUCAUAUUGGAAGCUAUCAUUACCUCGCUUUUUAUUUCUUUCUCAAUCCAAAACUUUCAUUGAUCUGAAUUUCUUUUUUGUAUUCUAGGUGCCCUUGACUUGGUGCUUGUAGUACCUAUCUGGAUUUAUAACUAAAGCACUGUAAAAUUUUGGUUGGUAGAUGCUCUAUCUAGAAUUCAGACGCUUUUGCUUUUCCGGGAA